Molecule: messenger RNA, 669 nt
Organism: Didymodactylos carnosus
Lineage: Eukaryota; Metazoa; Rotifera; Eurotatoria; Philodinida; Philodinidae
Source: the annotation of a GenBank genome assembly
AUGAUUCUUAAAAAUGUACGAUGUUUAUAUUUUAAUUAUGUUUUAGGUAUUGCACAUUAUAAAGACGUGACAAUUGUUAUCCUUGAUACAGAAGGUUUAUUUUCAUUAGAAGAGUCUGGUUCCAUUUUUGAUAAUCAAAUAAUAACAAUGGCAAUAUUAUCUUCGCAUAUUGUGCUUAUUAAUCACAAGGGCGAAUUAAGUUCCAAUUUGGAAGGCUUGAUUGGUAUGAGUCUAUAUCCAAAAUUGCAACUUCAAAAUUCAUCAUUAAAGCCAAAAUUAUUAUUUGUAUUACGUGGUCAAAUGGAUCGUAAUAAAAAAAUAUUUUGUGAACAAUUAACUCAAUUUAAACAUAAUUUACAAACAAGUAGUGGAUUUCUAAAAGUAUCAAUUGAUGAUGAAUUAGAAAUAAAGCAUGAAAAUAUUGUAUUAUUACCAAGUGCAUUUUCUGAAGAUAUAAAUUCAGAUUUAAAUAUACAACAACGUUGGCGUAAUCAAACAUUUCCAAUAAUGAUAAAUGAAUUAAGAUUAAAUAUAUUUGAUGGUUUAAAUGAACAAAUAAUAAAACAAAAUCAUGGUUAUAAAGAUUUUGAUUAUUUAUAUAAUAAAUUAACAAAUAAUUGGAAAUCCAUUGAUGAAUUAGGACAAGGUUCAUUAAUGUGUAAAAUAUGA